Messenger RNA from Symbiodinium natans, 3102 nucleotides. NCBI's taxonomy places the organism in Eukaryota, Dinophyceae, Suessiales, Symbiodiniaceae. The record is from the annotation of a GenBank genome assembly.
AUGGCCGAUGAUGCGGAGACGUUACCGCUGGAUGGUGCAGGGCAACCUGAGCCUGCCUCUGCCGCCGAGGGCGCGAAGGAGGAACCAGCAAAGAAGAAAAGGGGAAGGCCCAAGGAUGCGAAUGCCCCUCCAAAGCCAAAGACUCCCAAGAUGCGUGUCACUGCCCCUGCUCGAGAGCGUCUGAGAAUAGAAAGGCCGGAACUUGCCGCAGAUCUCAAAGGCAUGAUGGCUGCCUUGAAUGAGAUCUGGGAGCAGGUGCCCCAAGAAGAGAAGGACAAGAUGGAACAAGAGUUCCAGAAGGAGAUGGAAAUAUGGCAGCCAAAGUGGGAAGCGUACAAGAAGACCGAUUCCUUCAAGGAGUUCAAAUGCUUGAAGCAGGACUACCUUGAUCGAAAGGAGAAGCGGAAGUUCUUGAAAGCGGCGGCGAAAACCGCACCCAAGAAGCCGAAGUCCGGCUACAUGCUUUUUAGCGGCGAGAUGCGAGACAAGGUCAAAGAGGAAGUCAUGUCCGCUGGUGGGUCCUUGGGAGAUAUUGGGAGAAGAAUUGCUGACCUCUGGAAAGAGCUUCCAGAGUCAAAGAAGGCAGAAUACGAUGAAAUAUCCCAAGCACAGAAAGAGGAGUUUCGAGUGAAGUUUGCGGAGUACACAAAAACGGAUGACUUCAAGGUAUUCCAGACCAACAAGGCGAAGAUGGAAGGCAAACAUGAGCUGAGAAAGCUGUUGCUGAACACCCACAAGGAAGCUCCGGACAGGCCGAAGAACGCCUUCGCCUUGUUCAAAGCUAAGCAUCUCAAGCAAGCAAUGGAGGAGCACAAAGGCGCAAGCGCAGGCGAACUCAGCAAGAUCGUUAGCGACAUGUGGAAGAAGGCGGAAGCAGAAGAACGAGCUUCUUUUGAGCAGGAGGCGGCAGCUCUCAAGAAAGAGUACUUGCAGAAAGUGGCCGACUUCAAGCGAAAGCAGGUCUAUGUGCAUUUUCUGCAGAAGCGCGUGGUCGUCAGAACCAAAGAGAAUCGCAGAGUGAACCUGAACGACAUGCCCAAGAAGCCAAAGAGCGUGUAUGCCCUAUUUAGAGAUGACAUCAAGGAUGAGGUGCCCAAAGGGAAGGGCGAAGGCAAAGGGAUGAGCUUCGUCAAAAACAAAUUUGCCGACAUGAACGAUGACGAGAAGAAAAAGUACAUGGAGAAGGAAGCAGAAUUGAAACAACAGUACAAUGAAGAAGUCAAGACGUACAAAGAAGGCGAGCGGUACAAGGAGUUCGAGAAGACCACCGGCAAGAUCAAGCGAGAAAUGAAGAAUGAAGCCAUGAAGGUGAUGGCCCUGAAGUACGCUGCACCUCCAGAGCCACCAAAGAGUCCAUUUGCCAUCUUCGUUGGCGAGAAGAGGCGUAUGUCCGAGGAGCCAAACGACUCAAACGGAGCACCUCCGAAGAAGAAGAGCCGCGAAGAAGCCAAAGCAGAGGUUGCAAAGUUCAAGGAGGAGUGGGCCAAGCUUGACAAGGCAACCAAAAAAGAGUAUGAGGACAAGCGAAAGGAACGAUUCAACGAGUGGAAAGAGCAAGUGAAGGCCCACAUGGACAAGCAGGAAUGGAAGGAUUACGUCGAGGAAGCCAAGAUGCUCAAGGUUCCAGUGAAGAACUUGCUGUCAAAGAAGAAGCUGGCGUUUAAGAAGCUGAAGAACGGCAUGAAGGUUCAACCCUUGCCCGAGAAGCCCGACAGCUUGCCCACGAAGCCGCCGAGUGCACAGAGGAUUUUCUUCUCAGAGAAAAGGAAAGAAGUCGAGGAUUCUUCCAAGCUGCUGGAAAUGUGGGGAGCUUUGCCAGAUGAGGAGCGUAAAGCCUAUGAAGUCAAAGAGCAAGAUCUUCUUGAGAAGUAUCGUGAAGGUGUUCAGGCUUUCGAAACCAGCGAUGAGGGCAAGGAGUACCUCAAGAAGCUCAAGCAGGUACGGAAAAGCAAUGCGAUGGCUCAGGCCAAAGACAAGUACUUGACGGGCAUGCCCAAGAAGCCGAAAGGGGCAAUUCAGCUGUUCCUGCAUGAGAAGGUGAAGGACCUAAAGAAGGCCAAGCCGGACCUGAAGGGCCCAGAUCUGAAGAAUGAGCUUCGAGAGUUAUGGAACACGUGCCAAGAGGAGGAGAAGAAGACCUAUCAGGACAAGGCUGACAUGCUCAUGGGCGCGUACGAGGAGUCCCUGAAAGAGUUCCGGGAGACAGAAAACUUCAAGAAGUAUGCAGCGGAAGUUCGGAAGCUUUCCAAGAAGAAGCCGGGUGGCGGAGGCAAAGGAAAAGGCAAAGGCAAGCCGAAGAAGGACAAGGGCCCCAAGGGCCCUGAAGCUCCUGAAAGCAUGCCGAAAAGGCCGAGGAACGCAAUGCAGCUCUUCAUGGCACAGAACAAAGGUGGUGGGAAUCUCAAGGCACAGUCCGCGGCCUGGACAGAGUUGGGCGCUGAGGGCCAGAAGAAGUACAUAGAGGAAGCCAAAGAGCUGUCCGAGAAGUAUGAGCAGGACAUGAUCGACUUUCGAAAGUCGGGUGAAGGCAAGAAGUAUCUCAGAUUGAAGGCAGCUGCAGCAAAGAAAGCCCGUGUGAACACUGUCCGGGAAAAGUACUUGGGCAAGGACGAUGCCCCCAAGCCACCUCCACCUGCUCCUGGUGCUUAUCAGGUGUUCGUCCAGGAGAAGAGGCCAACUUUGCUAACCGGUGGAAAAAAUUUGGGGGCCGUUGCGAAAGAGCUUUCCCAACUCUGGGGUACAUAUUCUGAAGAAGAAAGGAAGCCGUUCGAAGCGCGUGCAGCCGAGCUCAAGGCCGACUUUGAUGAGAAAAUGAAGGCCUACAAGUCAUCAGACGCGUACAUCAAGUUUGAAAAGGCACAGAGGGCCAUCUUGAAGAAGCCGAAGGCAAAAACGCCAGAAGUAAAGAAGAGCAAGAAGCCAAAGCCCACAAAGCCCAAGGCCAAGGCCAAAGCCAAGGGCAAAGCAAAAGCCAAGGCAAAAGCAAAGGCUCGUGGCCGCCCCGGGAAGAAGGAGAAGAAGGAGGCGAGUGCAAGUGACAGCGACGUGAUGGGCAGCGACAGUGAUAUCGACAGCAGCAGCAGUAGUAGCGACUCUGACUGA